This is a messenger RNA of Tuber aestivum (summer truffle), 1023 nucleotides long. The record is from the annotation of a GenBank genome assembly. Lineage: Eukaryota; Fungi; Ascomycota; Pezizomycetes; Pezizales; Tuberaceae.
GAGCCUCCGCUGGUUCUUCAGCAUACCGAUAGUAUCAUACUUCAGCAUCGUACCGGCACGGUAUCUAUGCUAGCGAGACACGGUAGUGCACCGUAGUACCGUUUCGCCCGUAACAACGAGAACAGCGACAAUGACGCCCACCUUCAACCUUCUCCUCCUCCUCACCUCGCUACGCCUCCUCUUCUUCCCCACGGUGAUCCUCGCUGGCACCGGUAAGCGCUCCUAUUGCACGCUCACGGGAACACACACCUACCACGACAACUUUGGCCCACUAUUCGUCGAAAACCGGUACGCCUGCACCUUCCCGCCCUCCCACCGCCCUCCCCCUGCUAGAAUCUACGCCGAUAGCACCUGGGGUCCCAUCCGCCUACCGCCGCCCUGGGACCACCCGGCGGGCUCACAAGCCGGCGAUGCACGAGUCGCCGAGCGCGGCACCGUAAUCAGCGAGGCGGUGGACUACGCACGGCAACUCCGCGAUUCCCAGCAGAAACACCAGAUCGUGUCCUACGGCUGCGGGUACCUCCCGAACGCCCGGCGACUGCCGCAUAGCAUGUACUCGAAUCUGUUCUGGGGGGUCAGUCAGCUGGCUAACCAGACCUGCCUCGCACCCGGCGGGAUGGUCGAGUUCGUGGACUAUCACCGGCCCUGGACGGCGGAUUGGCGGUUCACCAAUUUGAACCGUGGCGAGGAGACUAUUUGCGAUUGGUAUACUGAGUUGGCGAAUGUUGGGAGGGCGCUGCAUUACUUUUGCUACCAUACGCUCGGGAGGCCCGGGAACGAGGAGUUUAGCGGUGGUGAGGAGAUUGUUGCCUUCGGGAGGGAUUCCGAUGAGCGCCGCGGACAGAGGUGGUGUUUGAGGUACUCGAAGAAGGGGUGGGGGGAGAAGUUGUUUGAUGAAGAAUGUUUGGGCUUAUGAUUCUUUCGGUGGAAUAAUUCAUGCGGUGUACUAUAGGUAUAUAUGGAUGGAAGCCUCCCCAUCUAUCGUCCACGCUAUCACAAAUCGUAUUGAGUUUGCAUGCCACG